AUGGAUACUCUAGCGAAGCUACAGGACUGGGAAGAGUUAGAUGCUCAGCUUGAGGAUAUUGUCAGUGCUUACUAUCGUACCUGCCACAUUCUCGAGCGUAUGAUUACAGAUUCCUCCUCAGUGGAUGCUGCGCCUCUCGAACGUAGAAUGGGGGACCGCUACACGCGAUUCAUACGCCCUCUCUCUCAUUCUUUCGCAUCUAUCGCUCGAAGCAGGAACAACCUUCGCACACCGCUCCACCGGAUGCCCACAGAAAUUCUGGGUAGAAUAUUCGAGUUUGUAGUCGAUACGGACACCCGAUAUAUGCCAAUGAAUGUGGCUAUACAAACGAUGUACCUCUCCCUUCAUAGGCUUAUGGGCGUUUGCUCAGUCUGGAGAAAUGUGGCACAGAACCAUUUCCCAUUGUGGACACUCAUUCCAGUAGUUCACUUUAACACUCGUUCGCUUAGUGUGACCGAAACAUGGUUCAGCCGUAGCCUUGAACGAUCCGGAGCAAUUAGCCUGCGCCUCGCUGUGAGCGUUGGAUCUUUAGACAUCAACAACCUACCCAUCAAGGAGAAGCUUGUGUCCCAGGCCCACCGUUUCCGUUCUAUCAAUAUAUGUGCUUCAUCUCUUUCGACAAUCGAGUCCAUUCUUAAGCCUAUACUAACGGCCCCAGCUCCAAAGUUCCUCCGCGAAAUAUCCCUUUGUUACGAGCCGCCUCAAGGACAUAGCGCUCAGGCCCCAUACUAUCUUUUCAGCUCAGUCACAUACCCCGUGCUAUCCGCCUUUGAAGUGGCUUUGGGCUUCGUUGGCAUCCUGCGGUUGAAGAGCGUGCUCCCUCCUCCAUACAGCCGAUGCUAUAGCAAUCUCGUUGAGCUACGUCUUCAAGACAUACGUUUUGGGAUCAACACUUGCUUUGAGCAGUUUUUGGGUACACUAUCUUCAGCAACUCAACUUCAAUCCCUCGAUCUGAUUUCCGUCUUAACUUCCAUCACGCAUCACCACGCAGAUGACAAACGCAUCAUGGUUCGUCUCCCGCUCCUAAAGCACCUGUACCUUGAAAACCUAGACCUCAACAUUCUCGAGUCGGUGUUUCUCACCAUCGAACCCGGACAAUACUAUACAUCCUUAAUGAUGACCCAGAGAUGCCUCUUAAGCGUUAGCUUAAUCGGGGUCAUCCAGGAUGACCUUAAUCGAUUCAGACAAGUAUUCAAAUCGAGCAAAAUUUAUACGCUUCUUUUAAAAGAACAUUCCCCCGUCUUCGGUCCCAGACGUUUGCACUUCAUUCUCAGUUGUAUGCCCACAGUUGACACACUCUCUCUUGACGGACAAACCCUUAGUCAUCAAUGCCUCCUUGCUUUGACCCGGCCACCCAAUUCCUCGGUUCCCUUUCCCAAACUCCAAACUAUAUAUAUAUCGAGAUCGAUUAUUGAUGCCAUACAAGACCAAGCCGCGUUCAGGAACAUGCUGUCAAGCCAUCCCCUCCAAACACUUUACCUUGGCGGGAGUUUUAACAUGGCUACAGCAGCCAACAACGCGGAAUUUUUAACUGAUCCAGGUCGUUGUCGUGUGGAUAUUGCUGGGCCCGAUACAUGGGCCAUUCUUACCAGAGACUGGAUCAAAGCAAACAUCCCCAAUUUCACUGUAUGGCCUCAUGAUGUGUACGGUCAACUCAGAUCGACCGAGUGGGAGCUCUGGUAG
Messenger RNA from Rhizoctonia solani, 1683 nucleotides. Its product is annotated as F-box-like protein. NCBI's taxonomy places the organism in Eukaryota, Fungi, Basidiomycota, Agaricomycetes, Cantharellales, Ceratobasidiaceae. Bases 1 to 1683 code for a protein of 560 amino acids. The transcript has a single exon. The record is from RefSeq and is a predicted model, not a curated record.